This is a messenger RNA of Paramuricea clavata, 3067 nucleotides long. NCBI's taxonomy places the organism in Eukaryota, Metazoa, Cnidaria, Anthozoa, Malacalcyonacea, Plexauridae. The record is from the annotation of a GenBank genome assembly.
AUGUACAGAAGACAAAGAUAUUUCAAAAAUUCUCUGCCUGAUUAUUUAACAAGUGGGCAAAACGAAGGAAACUGUUAUUUUGUUCAAGACCUCAUAAAAUCCUACGUGCAACAAAUUGAGCAGAGGUUUAAACCCGCUCCCCAAAAUACAGAUGAAGGGGCCGGGAUGUAUGUUGGUUUAGCCGGAGUUGCGUUCAUGUUCUUGAAAAUGGCAUGCAGCAAAUGUUUCCAAGAAAAGCGGCAAGAAUUAUUGGCAAAAGCUUUCACUUAUAUCAAGGUGGAAAAUUGUAAUUCAUGGUGGCACGGAAACCAAAAAGUGACAAUCCACUCCACGUGUGUGUGUGUGUUGGGGACGAAGUCAACCAAUGUACUUAAUUUACUGAUUUAUUAUAGAUUAUAUUACAAGUGAUUACAUUAAAAGUGAGUGGGAGGCCCCCCUAGGAUUGACGUCCUUGACAGGAAUUAACCACGCCUUUGCAACCAAGACAAGUGUUUACAGUCUCACUGUAUCAAACAUCACAGGGUUGAGUUUUACUGGAUGGAUAUUAAUUAAUGAAAAAUAUCAUUAUCAAAAUCGGUCAUUUCUAGGUGGCCAUUGAAGAAGCCAACAGGGUGUCUCCGUCAAGUAGUGAUGGAAUCGGAGCUUCGUUUCUCCUUGGUCAUGCUGGAGCGUUUGGUCUAGCAAGUGUUAUUUCUCAUCAAAUAGGUAUACCCCUGGCCUGAAACGUUUAGCACUACCAUGUAACAUUUAGCCCUACCCAUGCAUUAAUGCACAAAACUCUCCCUUGGAGGAUUGUCUGAAUACUACAGCUGAUAUCACAGCUAAGACAUCUUUAUUCCUAGGUGAUGCAAACAAUGAAGCGAAGUUUGUUCAACAAUUUUUGGAGAUGGGUCAACUUUUACAACCAAAUCAAAGAUUGUUACGCCAUGGUGCAAAUGAGCUGUUUGUUGGUCGAGCAGGCUAUCUCUGUAUGGCAAGAUGGAUGCAGAAAAUGUUAGGCAAAAAUGUCAUCCCUCCUAUCUUGAUGGAGGUUUUGUUUAACACAAUUGUCACAGAGGGAAGAUCAUAUUCAUAUGAACACAGAUCACAGUCACCAUUGAUGUAUUCUUAUUAUAACACUGAAUAUUUAGGUACAACUGACUUAUUCUUGAAUGAUCUGUACCAGUGUAGGCCAAUAAUAAAGCUUCCUGGAUGGAUAGAGGUACCCUUGGCAUGACCCGAUUGCCAAGCCUUUGUUUGAAACGUUGAAGUUCUUCUAUUUUUCUGCUAGUUGUAUCUCUAUAUCAAUCCGAAGCUUUCUCAGAACUGACUUAUAUAUUUUUGUUUGUUUGGAUUGCACUAGCUGUUAAAUCCCCCCUUGUACUGCACAAUCUUCAAAUUCCUAAUUUUUUUAUCAAUAGGUGCUGCACAUGGACUGAGUUCAAUUAUUCAAAUAUUGCUCUGCUUUCCUGCAUGCUUUGAUGGAAAAUCGGAGAUUGAAACCGACCUCAAAAAUGCAACUGACUUUAUACUGCAUUGCAAACAAGACAAUGGCAACUAUCCCCCCACAGUUGGUGAGGAGCAAGGUACUGGUGAUGAGUUAGUACACUGGUGUCAUGGUGUACCGGGCGUGGUAUAUUUGAUGGUGAAAGCUUACAUACAGUGGACAGAUGAGAAGUACCUCAAGGCUGCAUUUGAAUGUGGUGAUGUAGUCUGGGAGAAAGGCUUACUGACCAAAGGACCUGGAAUAUGCCAUGGUGUUGCUGGUAUGAUGGUCAUAUUUAUCCUCAUUUGAUAUAAGUGGUUGCACAAUAUGGUGGAUACCAUGCUUUGAUAAACAAUAACAAACAAUGUGCCCAAAUGCGUUCCCUAGCCUCCUCUGCAAACAACUCUUAGGGAAUCGGAAAAAAAUUUGGUGAAUUAAAAAUUUGGUAAAACUUGUUUUAACCCUAAGUCAUUUGCAGGCUAUAACUCAUAGUGAUGUCUACAGAGGAAGUUAUGCAUUCUCUUUCAUUACAUUUACUUUCAAAGGUGUCUUCCACAUUAUUAGGUUAAGAGGCUUGGUUUGUAGUCUAUUUUUCUGCAUUAUUAAGUUACUAUUUUCUUUUCUCAGGUAAUGGCUAUGUUUUUCUAAUUCUCUACCGUCUCACAAAUGAUGAAAAGUAUCUCCACAGAGCUGUGCAGUUUGCAAAAUUUCUUACAACAGAAGAGUUUAUACAUGGGGCGAGAACACCAGACGCACCUUACAGUUUAUAUGAAGGACUAGCUGGCACCGUUUGUUAUCUGUUAGAUCUUCUACAACCAGAACAAGCUGAAUUUCCUUUCUUUGAUGUAUUUUAGUUAUUUGUGAUACAAUGUUCAUGCUCAAACCUAUACUUAUUAAACCAUGUACACUGUAUUAUUAAAAUAUUCUUCCAAAAUAUUUUUCCAUGGCUGGCCCAGACAAUAUUUAAAACCCGUUCAAACCCAGCAGGGCCGUUCCGCUAGCGUGAUAAUUGGGGGGUAUUCAUAUAUUUGUGUUCUGCCCGACGGAUUUCUUUUGAAAGCGAUUGUUUUACGGUAUGUGAACAUGAAUAUAUGAAUAUACCCCCAAUUAUUGCGUCUAGGAAUGGCCCUGAAACCCAGGCUGGUUCAAGUGUUGAUUUUGAAAUUUAAAGACAAAGCCUUUAAUCCUUUUCAACAUCUUCCAAAAUUAGCUAUCAUAGUGUUUCAAUAGCCAGCAAUGUUGUAAGAUAUUGGACCAAUAUCUUACAAUAGUUGAGCGGGCCUUCACAGUAAAGCGCGGAAGCAUAAAAAACAGGCGAAGCCCUAAGAAAAAGGCCUCAGAAAAAGGCCCCAGAAAAAGGCCCCAGAAAAGUACGGUGCUAAUGACUAGUCCAGUUCAGGGUUUGCUUCUUCUGUCUUCUUCAGUGGAUCAGGGAAUUUUUUUUAUUUUCGGGAUUAACGAUAGAAUAUCAACGAUAUCGUAUCCGCAUUUAAUAUAAACUUAGCGUGAAUAAACAAUCGAUUCGUGCAAUAUAUAUCGCAAUCAAUGACACUUAUUUCCUCAUUCCAGGAAAGGUAUCCAAAGUAUGCCUAUGAGACAUAA